This is a messenger RNA of Equus quagga, 2036 nucleotides long. RefSeq names its product coagulation factor XII (gene F12). The transcript has 14 exons. The record is from RefSeq and is a predicted model, not a curated record. Gene Ontology annotation, cellular component: extracellular region; rough endoplasmic reticulum. Gene Ontology annotation, biological process: blood coagulation; zymogen activation. NCBI's taxonomy places the organism in Eukaryota, Metazoa, Chordata, Mammalia, Perissodactyla, Equidae. Bases 36 to 1880 code for a protein of 614 amino acids. Gene Ontology annotation, molecular function: serine-type endopeptidase activity; calcium ion binding.
UCCUGGACAAGCGGUUAGACCCACGAACAGACACCAUGAGGGCUCUGCUGCUCCUGGGGUCCCUGCUGGUGAGCCUGGAGUUGGCACUUUCGACUCCAUCUUCGAAAGCCCCCAAGAAGCAUAAGCACAUAGAGGAGGAGCAGAUGGUGGUUCUCACUGUCACUGGGGAGCCCUGCUACUUCCCCUUCCAGCACCACCGGCAGCUGCACUACAAAUGUACCCACAGGGGCCGGCCAGGCCCACGGCCCUGGUGUGCUACCACCCCCAGCUUCGAGCAGGACCAGCGAUGGGCCUACUGCCUGGAGCCCAAGAAAGUGAAAGACCACUGCAGCAAACACAGCCCCUGCCAGAAGGGAGGGACCUGCGUGAACACGCCAAGCAGCCCACACUGCAUCUGUCCAGAACGCUUCACUGGGAAGCACUGCCAGAGGGAGAAGUGCUUCGAGCCUCAGCUUCUCCAGUUCUUCCACGAGAAUGAAAUAUGGUACAGGCUUGGGCCAGCAGGCGUCGCCAAGUGCCAGUGCAAGGGUCCCGAUGGGCACUGCAAGCCGCUGGCAAGCCAGGUCUGCCGCACCAACCCGUGCCUCAACGGGGGCCGCUGCCUAGAAGCGGAGGGACGCCGACUGUGCCGCUGCCCGGCGGGCUACGCUGGACGCUUCUGCGACGUGGACACCGAGGCAAGCUGCUACCACGGCCGCGGGCUCGGCUACCGCGGGACGGCGGGUACUACGAUCUCGGGCGCACGGUGUCGGCCGUGGGCCUCGGAGGCCACCUACCGGAACGUGACUGCAGAGCAAGCGCGGAACUGGGGACUGGGCGACCACGCCUUCUGCCGGAACCCGGACAAUGACACCCGCCCGUGGUGCUUCGUGUGGAGCGGCGACCGACUGAGCUGGGAAUAUUGCCACUUGGCACAAUGCCAGGCCUCAGCCCCGGCGGCACCCCAAAUCCCGCGUCCGACCCAGGUCCCCUAUGGGCACCAGAACCUCCCUUCACCCUCGAUUUCGGCAUUGCAGAAGCCUCAGCCCACGACCCCAACUCCAGGCUCGCACGCGACGCCCGAGCAGCCGAGUCAUCUGCCCGGGACCGGUCUGCGCGGCUGCGGACAGCGCCUCAGGAAACGGCUGUCCUCGCUGAGCCGCAUCGUCGGGGGACUGGUGGCGCUGCCCGGGGCGCACCCCUACAUCGCCGCGUUGUACUCCCGCCACGAUUUCUGCGCCGGCAGCCUCAUCGCCCCCUGCUGGGUGCUGACCGCGGCUCACUGCCUGCAGAACCUGCGGGCGCCGGAGGAGCUGACGGUGGUGCUCGGCCAGGACCGCUUUAACCAGAGCUGCGAGCAGUGCCAGACGCUGGCCGUGCGCGCCUACCGCCUGCAUGAGGGCUUCUCGCCCACUACCUUCCAGCACGACCUGGCUCUGGUGCGCCUGGAGGAGAGGGCGGACGGCAGUUGCGCCCUCCUGUCGCCUUUCGUUCAACCCGUGUGCCUGCCCAGCAGCGCGGCUCGCCCCGCCGAACCGAAGGCUGCGUUCUGUGAGGUGGCCGGCUGGGGCCACCAGUUCGAAGGGGCAGAGGAAUUUUCUAGCUUCCUGCAGGAGGCACAGGUGCCGCUCAUCCCUCCUGAGCUCUGCUCCACUCUGGACGUGCACGGGGCCGCCUUUACCCCCGGCAUGCUAUGUGCUGGCUUCCUCGAGGGUGGCACCGACGCAUGCCAGGGUGACUCCGGGGGCCCACUAGUGUGUGAGGAGGAGACUGCAGAGGGCCAGCUCAUCCUGCGAGGCAUCGUCAGCUGGGGCUCGGGUUGUGGCGACCGCUACAAGCCGGGUGUGUACACAGACGUGUCCAAUUAUCUGGGCUGGAUCCGGGAGCACACCGCUUCCUGACUGCCCAGGGACUCGUCUUUCCCCCCUGGGCGAUUGUGGAAGGGGAGGGUGGCUGGGGCAUGAUCAUGGACAGCAAGGAUUGUGUUCCAUCCCCCCAGCGCCAUCAGCCCAGAGCCAGGCAUGGCGUAGGCACUCAAUAAAAUGCUUUUGAAAAUG